Hyaloscypha bicolor E is the source of this 1101-nucleotide messenger RNA. Its product is annotated as alcohol dehydrogenase-like protein. Gene Ontology annotation, molecular function: zinc ion binding; oxidoreductase activity. The transcript is spliced from 4 exons. The coding region runs from base 1 to 1101 and encodes 366 amino acids. NCBI's taxonomy places the organism in Eukaryota, Fungi, Ascomycota, Leotiomycetes, Helotiales, Hyaloscyphaceae. The record is from RefSeq and is a predicted model, not a curated record.
AUGGCUUCAGAUCCUGUGAGAUACGAGAUUCCAAAGACCUUCAAAGCUGCAGUAUAUGACAACCCGGGUCACAUCAGCACCAAAGUUGAAGAGCUCCCAGUCCCAGAGCCAGGACCUGGCCAAGUGCUUGUCCGUCUGACUCAUUCCGGUGUCUGCCGCAGCGACCUAAGCGUUAUGACCUGCGGUUGGGUAGCCCUCCCCUUUCCUGUUCCCAAAGGCCAAAUCGGUGGACACGAAGGCGUAGGCAUCGUGCAAAAGCUCGGACCGGGCUCCGAUGUAGGCACCGUAAAGCUCGGUGAUCGAGUGGGCAUCAAAUGGGCAGCUGCAAUGUGUGGCACCUGCAUGCCCUGCCGCAACGGCUUUGAUGGCCAUUGCACGCAGUUCAAAGUCUCCGGGUAUUUCACUCCGGGAACUUUUGCUCAGUUUGCUCUUGCUCCAGCGAAUUAUGUAACCCCGAUUCCGGAGAGUCUGGGGAGUGCUGAUGCAGCGCCCAUGCUGUGUGCGGGGUUGACGAGUUAUUCUGCGUUGAGGAAGUGUGGUGCAAAGUCGGGAGAUUGGGUUGUUGUUUCUGGUGCUGGAGGGGGUUUGGGACAUCUUGCGGUGCAGAUUGCGACGAGGGGGGUGGGGUAUAGGGUUAUUGGGCUUGAUGCAGGGUCUAAGGAAGCUCUUGUCAAGGAUUGUGGGGCGGAGCAUUUCCUUGAUAUUACGAAAUACACGUCCGAAGCUCUCGCGGAAGAGAUCAAGAAGUUGACAGAUGGGUUAGGAGCUACUUCUGUCAUUGUUUGUGCGGGAGUAAAUGCAGCGUAUGCUCAAGCAUUAGGGAUGUUAUCCUUUGGGGGAACGGUGGUCUGCGUUGGGAUUCCAGAUGGGCAGAGGAAGGAGAUUGGGAAUGCGUUUCCGCAACAUCUUAUUGGGAGCCAGAAGAAGAUUGUGGGGAGCAGUAUUGGGAACCAGAGGGAGGCGAUUGAGGUUUUGGAGUUGGCUGCUAGGGGAGUUGUGAAGACGCAUUAUAAGAUUGAUAAGCUGGAGAACUUGACGGAGGUUUUCAAGGAUAUGGAGGAUAACAAGAUGGAGGGCAGAGUGGUUCUAGAUCUGAGAUGA